This is a messenger RNA of Cyphomyrmex costatus, 1441 nucleotides long. Its product is annotated as LETM1 domain-containing protein 1. Gene Ontology annotation, cellular component: mitochondrial inner membrane. The record is from RefSeq and is a predicted model, not a curated record. Bases 388 to 1440 code for a protein of 350 amino acids. Gene Ontology annotation, molecular function: ribosome binding. NCBI's taxonomy places the organism in Eukaryota, Metazoa, Arthropoda, Insecta, Hymenoptera, Formicidae. Gene Ontology annotation, biological process: intracellular monoatomic cation homeostasis. The transcript is spliced from 4 exons.
UGCUGUAUUGUUUUAUUCUUGUUCGCCGAAUUUAUUAUUAAAACUUAGUAGAGUGCACCAGAGAGGAGUGCACAUUUAUCUGCAUCGCAAUAAGGUGUAAACAGUUGUAAAUGAGUGUAAAUGAAUUAGUCUGCUGACUCCGCUUCGUCCGGUUGUGAAUUGACGCCGACCCUGAAAUGUGUCGUACCGUACAUCAGCUGCAAAUAUAAAUAUAAGAUCAUUUUCUACGCAAUGUCAGUAUCUAACAAAAGUAAUUUAAAGAAACGGCAUAAAGUGGGAAUACAAUUACGAAAAGUACAAUACUAGUGUUUCAAACUAGAAGGGAUAUAACCAUAUAGGUUAUCGAGUCUGUAGAAAUCUCGCUUUCUCGGAAGAAUCGAUCUUAAAAUGUACAAAAUGAUAUCGAGAACAUUUGUGCGCGAGGGUGUAAACACGUUAGAGCCUUUAAAACGCAGCCCGAUACAACGGGGUCUUGUAAAAGUAGAGAGGGAGACUGACAAGUCCAGAAAAGUUGCCAAUCUCAAGUGGUACUGGUUCGGCAGGUAUAUAAAUUACAUCAAGAACUAUGAGCAUACGUUGGAGCGUAAGUUCCCGCGUACCAUGCAGAUGUACCGUGUAUUCAGUGUCGGCACCAGAGAUGUGUACACAAACUUAAAAAGUUUCGUCACUGCGAUAAAGAAGCAGGGAUCGAACGGCGUAAAUAGCUUAACACGGGAACAGCUGCAGCUGAUGCACACGAUGCCGAAGGAUCUGCGAAAACUCUUACCGUUGUUUCUACUGUCGGCUGCGCCGUUUACAAAUUACAUUAUUUUUCCCCUAGCUUUGUACUUUCCACGCUACUUACUGACGUCACACUACUGGACGCUGCAACAGAAGCUAGAAUUUAUGCUGUCCGAUCACAGGGCGAGAUUGAAACACAACAAACCAUUGUUCAGGUGCAUGCAGGCGGAGUUCAAGAGCAUCAAAGAUAAAACACUUAAAAUAAAAUGGCGAGACGUUAUAGCUUGCUUAGGAAGUGGUACACAUCCAACCACCAAGAAUAUCAUAGCUUGUUCCAAGCUUUUUUCGGGUCCACCAUAUUCUCUUAAUAAUCUCAAAAGGAAACACCUGAAAGAAUUGUUGGCAAUACAUGGUAUGUCACUAUGGAGACCUUUCAAGAGGAAAAGAUUGAUGGAAAGGGGUAUGUUAAUAUUGCGAAUGGAUCGUGCUAUCGUACGAGAAGGAGGAGUAAAAGAAAUGUCUAACGAAGCGAUACGAUGGGCAUUAUCUUUUAGAGGCGUAAAUCCUGCAAAUAUGUCUAUAGAAAGUAUGAGAAGCUGGCUUGAGCAAUGGUUAAUAAUAUCAGCAUCUGUUGACCAAAAUAAUUUAUCUUUGUUAUUACAUAGCCCUAUUUUAUUAGCUUAUAAUCAUUCAACAAAUUGGACUCUUAUAUAUAAUUGAA